CGCGUCCCGCGCGCAACCCUAGCCCACCUGCCCGCCGCGCGCCUCCUAGAUCCAUGCCGCCGCGCGCCUCCCCGAUCCCGCCGUCGCGCCUACCGGGUCUCCGCCGCCGCGCGCCUCCAGGGUCCCCGCCGUCGCGCGCCUUCCGUGUCCCGCUGUCGCGCCUCCUGGACCCUCGCCGCGCGCCUCCAUCUGCCCCAUCGCCGUCGCCCCGUGGACCUCAACCAGCCGCCGGCGAAAUGGCCCCAAAGCGUGGUGGCAAGGCGCCUGUCCCGGCGAAGAAGAAGACGGUUCAGGUGACGAACCCUCUGUUCGAGAAGAGGCCGAAUCAAUUCGGCAUCGUCGGCGCGCUCCCGCCCAAGAAGGACCUCCACCGCUUCGUCAAGUGGCCCAAGGUUGUGCGCAUCCAGCGCUAGUGCCGCAUCCUCAAGCAGCGCCUCAAGGUUCCCCCGGCGCUCCACCAGUUCACCCGAACCCUGGACAAGAACCUUGGUAUAUUUCCUGGCCUGCACCUGUUUAUGUUACGCUUUGCU
Lolium perenne is the source of this 530-nucleotide messenger RNA. The record is from RefSeq and is a predicted model, not a curated record. Lineage: Eukaryota; Viridiplantae; Streptophyta; Magnoliopsida; Poales; Poaceae.